Messenger RNA from Salvelinus sp. IW2-2015, 8037 nucleotides. The record is from RefSeq and is a predicted model, not a curated record. Lineage: Eukaryota; Metazoa; Chordata; Actinopteri; Salmoniformes; Salmonidae.
AUUGCUUAAUUGUAGUCUAAAUGAAUUGACCGCUGAUAUUUGUUAGCAUKAUUUCAGUGUUUGCUGGUAGCUCCUAGAGACAGUUAGCCWACGGAAGCUAGCUAGCUGGCUAGCUGGAGGAGCCAGAGACAGRGAGGACAUGCUAGCUAGRGGCUAGCUAGUUAGCRUCAUCUAGCUYGCUAACGUUGGCUARGUUUGCGCUCCUUGAUUCAGCGUUGAUUUAUAACUUUAGCUGCAUUUAAUCAAAUGUCUACAGGAAAGCGAAGAAUUACUGAAGAAUGAAGUACAAUCAUUUCAGCAAUCCUCUUCUUCAUCCUCAGUCCUCUUGUCCACAACCGAUCAUAUUUGUAGUUUGAUCUGGAACACGAGUGACCUAAAACCUCUGGACAGUUCCUGACUGGACUCUGUUAUCUCUGCAUUCUUGACUUCCCCGUGAUUUCAUCUCCACAGCAUAUUUUUGGGAUUAACAUUACACACUUUCUGGGAUAUAGGAAAGUGUGUAAUAUAUCUGGGAUAUAGGCCUACACUACACUUGAGAUCUUCUCUGUGAGCAGACUAGGCCUAUAUAUUUUUCCUUGUCUCGUGAUAUUGUGGUGUUAAACCUUUGGUGAGACACUAUGGAGUGGAAUAUGGAYUACUGUAUGGAGCAGGUUAUGCAGAAGGACCUGGGUAGGAGACUACAGGUGGGCCAGGACAUCAUAGACUCCAUCCUGGACAAGGACAAGUCCCAGGACCUGGAGCAGGACCAGACCAUGCUGGACAGAAUMGUGGAUGGUGUCGCUACCAACUGGGUCAACUCCAGCAAUUUCAAGGUGGCUUUGUUGGGAAUGGACAUACUCUCAGCUUUAGUAACAAGAUUACAGGAACGGUUUAGGACACAGAUUGGAACUGUUUUGCCGAGUUUGAUAGAUCGACUAGGCGACUCAAAGGACCAAGUCAGAGACCAGGACCAAGCUCUUCUACUAAAGAUCAUGGACCAAGCUGCUAACCCACAGUAUGUAUGGGACCGAAUGUUAGGAGGAUUCAAACACAAGAACAACAGGACCAGGGAGAGUGUCUGCAUUUGCCUUAUCGCCACGUUAAAUGUAUAUGGAGCUCAAGGCUUGACCCUCAGCAAAAUUGUCCCCCACAUAUGUAAUCUUUUAGGAGACCCUACAAGCCAGGUGCGAGACGGGGCCAUGAACUGUCUUGUUGAAAUCUACAGACACGUCGGGGAGAGGGUGCGGAUGGACCUGGGGAAAAAGGGACUACCACAGUCACGGUUGAAUGUCAUUUUCAGUAAAUUUGAUGAAGUUCAAAGAUCGGGGAACAUGAUCCUGUCCCCUGUCUCAGAUAAGAACUUUGAAGAUGAUGAUUCGGUGGACGGGGGGCGGUCCUCCUCUUCUAAGGGCCCGUCGUCAGGGAAGAAGACAGUGAGCAUGGGGUCGUUCCGUAGGCCCAGCUCUGCUUCCAGCACCAAAUCAACAGGGAGAGAUGGUCCUAGUGCGGCUGCUGCAGGGGCUGUGGAUGAGGAGGACUUCAUCCGUGCCUUCGAGGAAGUUCCCGCUAUGCAACUUUUCUCUAACAGGGAAAUGGAGGACGCCAUGACCAAGAUCAGAGAGGUGCUGGCCGACGACAAACGAGACUGGGAGCACAGAGUCACUGCGUUGAAGAAGAUGCGUUCUCUGCUCCUGGCGGGAGCGGUGGACUUUGACGGUUUCUCCCAGCAGCUGCGUCUCACGGAGGCAGCCUUCAAGAUGUCCUCUAAAGACCUGCGCUCUCAGGUGGUCAGAGAGGCCUGUAUCACUCUGGGCCACCUGUCCUACAUCCUGGGGAACAAGUUUGAUCAUUGUGCUGAGUCCAUCAUGCCCACUCUCCUAACCCUGGUCUCUAACUCGGCCAAGGUCAUGGCCACAUCCGGCAUCACCGUCAUACGACUCAUCAUCAGACAUACACACUACCCUCGUCUCAUUCCUAUCGUGACCAGCAGCUGCCAGUCGAAAUCUGUGGCCGUGAGAAGGCGCUGUUUUGAGUUCUUGGACCUCUUGCUGCAGGAGUGGCAGACCAGCUCUCUAGAGAGGAGUGUAGCUGUUCUGACAGAGACCAUCAAGAAAGGAGUCCAUGAUGCAGACUCCGAGGCCAGAUCAGUGGCCAGGAAGUGCUACUGGACGUUCCACGGCCACUUCAGCCGGGAGGCGGAGCAGCUGUUCCAGGCUCUAGAGUCGUCCUAUCAGAAGGCUCUCCAGUCCCACAUGAAGAGUUCUGACAGCAUCCUGUCCCUCCCUGCCUCAGACCGCUCCUCCUCCUCCUCACAGGAGAGCCUCAACCGCCCUCAGUCCGCCAAGAGCUCCAUGGGAAACACCGUGACCAGGACGAAAGCGGCUUCCUCCAGAGGUCCCUCCACCCCGGGCUCUCUCCAGCGUUCCCGUAGCGACGUGGAUGUGAACGCUGCCGCCACCGCUAGUGCCAAGACCAGGAUGACUCCCGUGCCCGCCUCGCCCGCCCCCUUCAGCGCUGCCUCCGCUCUGCCACCCGGSUCCUACGCCUCUCUAGGCCGUGUGCGUACCAGGAGAACGAGUUCGGGGAGCGGCGUGGGGGCGAGUCCCUCUGUCACAGACAGUAGGGGGAGAAGUCGAGCCAAAAUGGUGUCAGUGUCUCAACCUGGCAGUCGUUCUGGCUCCCCUGGUCGUCUCCUGAGCCAUACAUACGGCAGGAUCCCCAGGGCAACUGGAGCGGCAACGCCAGCAGACAGGAGGCCUAAAGUCCCCCGCAGCCAUGGCUGCAGCCGAGACACCAGUCCAGACAGAUCAGGCCUGGCGAGGAGUCGUAUCCCCCGGCCCAGCAUGAGUCAGGGCUGCAGCAGGGACACCUCUAGGGAGAGCAGCCGGGACACCAGCCCCGCUCGGGGAUUCUCUCCUCUGGCGUCCAGACGUGUCUCCCGCUCCACCAGUGCUCUCCACUCGGCUGAGUCUGUGGGCCGCUCAGAGCGUCUAGGUCUGGCCCACCAGGCCCGUAUCUCAGCCUCUGUCAACGCCAUGAGGAUCCUCAACACUGGGACRGAGGUGGAGGCAGCUGUAGCCGAUGCCCUGUUACUAGGAGACGCCAGGAACAACAAGCGGCGGCCAGUCAGACGGCGGUACGAGUCCCCGGGCAUCUACUCAGACGACGACGCUAACAGCGACGCCAGCAGCGCCUGCUCUGAGCGCUCGUAUGGCUCGCGGAACGGCGGCCCGCCCCACUACAUGAGACAGACGGAGGACGUGGCCGAGGUGCUGAACCACUGUGCCAGUUCCAACUGGUCUGAGAGGAAGGAGGGGCUGCUGGGACUACAGAGCCUGCUCGUUAGCCAGAGAAUUCUCAGUCGCGUGGAGCUGAAGAGAUUGUGUGAGAUCUUCACAAGGAUGUUUGCCGACCCACACAGCAAGCGAGUGUUCAGUAUGUUUCUGGAGACCCUGGUAGACUUCAUCACCCUGCACAGAGAGGACGUGCAGGACUGGCUGUUUGUCCUGCUCACCCAGCUGCUGAAGAAGAUGGGAGCUGACCUCCUGGGUUCCGUACAGGCCAAGGUCCAGAAGGCUCUGGACGUCACCAGGGACUCGUUCCCGUUGGACCAGCAGUUUAACAUCCUGAUGCGUUUCAUCGUGGACCAGACCCAGACCCCCAACCUGAAGGUCAAGGUGGCCAUCCUGAGGUACAUUGAGUGCCUGGCCCGUCAAAUGGACCCCGCAGACUUUGUCAACUCCAGCGAGACACGCCUGGCCGUCUCCCGCAUCAUCACCUGGACCACGGAACCAAAGAGCUCCGACGUCCGGAAGGCGGCRCAGGUGGUUCUGAUCGCCUUGUUUGAGCUGAACACCCCAGAGUUCACCAUGCUGCUGGGGGCCCUGCCCAAGACCUUCCAGGACGGAGCCACUAAACUGCUGCAUAGCCACCUGCGGAACUCCAGCAACACCGGCGUGGCUUCUCCCAGUAGCACCAUGGGACGGACGCCUCCCCUACCUCGCCACCCCAGCAGUCGCAGCAGCCCCCUCACCUCUCCCACCAACUGCUCCCAUGGGGGGGGGCUCUCUCCCAGCAUGUUGGAGUACGACACCGAGAACCUGAACACCGAUCAGAUCUAUAGCUCCCUGCGAGGCGUCACUGAGGCCAUCCAAAACUUCAGCUUCCGCAGUCAGGAGGACCUCAUGGAGCCGGGCAGAGGCAAGAGAGAGGACACGCCGGGUGUUGGAACAGCAUCACACUCUGMUGUUGACGUGGUGGAGYGGCCCGGGGGUCGCACGGCCCUGGACAACAAGACCUCCCUACUCAACACCCCCUCCCCGCGUUCCUUCUCCGGGCCCCGGGGCCGCGACUACAACCCCUACAACUACACAGACACCAUCAGCGCCUACGACAAGGCUGCCCUGAGAGAGACGGUGUACGAGGACGACGUGGAGCAGCUUCGAGAUGGSCGCCAAGAGUGUGGUGGAGAAAACAAGAUGCUGCACACCAAGAACAGUUCCCCUGCGGAGCAGCUGGAACUGGCGGGUGAGCUGCUGAAGGAGCUGUCUAACCCCAGUGAGAGGCCAGAGGAGAGGAGGGGAGCCCUGGUGGAGCUGCUGAAGAUAGCCCGGGAGGACAGCCUGGCAGUGUGGGAGGAACACUUCAAAACCAUGCUGCUCCUGCUGCUGGAGACCCUGUCGGACCAAGAUCACACCAUCCGGGCCCUGGCACUACGAGUGCUGAAGGAGAUCUUACGUAACCAGCCGGCACGCUUCAAGAACUAUGCAGAACUCACCAUCAUGAAGACUCUGGAGGCACACAAAGACUCCCACAAAGAGGUUGUGCGGGCAGCAGAGGAGUCAGCCUCCACCCUGGCUGGCUCCAUCCACCCAGAACAGUGUAUCAAGGUGCUGUGUCCCAUCGUCCAGACAGCUGACUACCCCAUCAACCUGGCUUCCAUCAAGAUGCAGACCAAGGUGAUAGAACGCAUCACCAAGGAGUCCCUCCACCAGCUGCUGCCUGACAUCAUACCAGGACUACUGCAGGGGUAUGACAACACAGAGAGCAGUGUGAGGAAGGCCAGUGUGUUCUGUCUGGUGGCUGUCUACUCUGUCAUCGGUGAAGAGUUGAAGCCCUACCUGGCCCAGCUCACAGGAAGCAAGAUGAAGCUGCUGAACUUGUACAUAAAGAGAGCCCAGACGUCCACCAGCAACAGCAGCAGCUCUUCAGACAUCUCCUCAUACUAAUGAACGUGGCCCUCCGGCAUCAUCCAUGUGUGUGUGCAGGUACAUACAGUACAGGGUUAUGUUCAUAAGGCACCAAACGGUGCAAAACGGAAUGAAACAGGAAGGGACUACCUGGACUACUGGUCCAAUAAGAAACACUAAUUUUCUUUUCUUUUCACCGUUUUUAAAUAUUUUCCAUAGRGUGCCCUAAUGAACGUGACCCAGAUAGGGAAACGGUUGUGCCUCAAUCUUUCUUUCCAGACCUCCUUGUGGUUUUAAUGUAUUCUAAUAAAGGCUGUAGGCUGUUCCUUGUUGGGAAACCCUAUGCCUGUUGCAAUCAGUAUUUUAUUUCCUUCCGUUUUGUUGUCUUGUAAAUACUUUUAUUCCACGUUUUAAGAUACGAAUGCGACACUACUUCAGACCCAGUCGAAUGAAUGUAUAGAGCUUUGAAUGAAACCUGAGUCCUUUACAAACCGUCUGAAAGGUUUUAAUGUUGAUGGAAGCAGAGUGUCGCCCUGCACACGAUUGCCUCUGUUCCUUCUCGCAAUGGACAGAUAGGCUUAUUUGGAACCGUGCUGUUUGUAAAGGGGCAGUUUAAAAAUGGCGAUUUCGAUAGUAAUUGUUCUGUAGUAUUUGCCGUCUGAAGAAUUUGUUCUUAGUGACGAUGCUAUGUUUUUAAGCCUGUAUUUUUAAAGAAUAAUCCUUGUGAAGCGGUAGAAUUUCUUAGUGAGAAUCUAUAAAAAAUAAAAAAUAAACGUUCAUUUCCAUUAGUGGGAGAAGAUCAUUUGGCUGGCCAAUGAUUAGUACAUGUAGUGAAAAGCUGUGUUGUAUAAGCCUCUGUAAACUGCCUGUGUGUGUAACACCUGUGUUUCGACUGUGUGGUUUGGACCCAACUACUGGUGAAGGAAUGUUUUCCCUUGUCACAAGGAUUACAAUCUCACCUUUCAUACAUUAUUAUGGAAGGGGAGUUAUUGGUUGAGUUGGUGGAGUUUGAGUCUGCUGUUUUUUGUMCUUUAACAUUCGGGCACGUUGUAAUGAGUCAAAACUACUGGGAUCUGAAGUAUUCUAGAGUCCUAGAAUUCUAGAGUCCUAGAAUUUUCAAAUGUGAAAUAUUUUGUCUAAAAUCGAAAUAUGGGCAGUACCUAUUCGUCACAUAGUAGAAAGACCUUGACAAUCUGACGUAUUAGUCGAUAAUCUAAGGACAUUUUAAGUGCCAGUGCAAUUAUUAUAAUUUUUUUUACAAUUUAAAGACAGGGAAAAAAUAUGUCUUUUGAAUUGAAUCCAGCAAUAAUGAAUUAGUUACAAAAAAUCCAACUACUUGGAUAAACGUCUUUGUCAAAGCACUGUAAAUGACCAUUGUAAGUUAACCAUCCUUGUUUGAAAUGUAUAGAUGUCAUUUUUAUGCGCACCUAUGAAAUGUUACUGCUGCUUUAGAAAUACUAAUCAUGGCGUUAAACCUAAUGUAUUUUACUCUCCUUAUUAUGAAUGUUAAAGGUACAGUUGUUUCGGUUAGAACAAGAAUUCAGAGUUUGGGUCAAUUCCAUUUCAAUUCAGUCCAUUCAGAAAUUCCAAUUCCCAAUUUUCCUCAAUGCUUGUCUAUGGGGAUAAAAAUGAAAUUGGAAUUUCAGUUUACUUCCUGAUUUGAUUGAAAGGAAUUGAGCCCAACCCUGUUAAAAGUUCCAGAUAAAGGUGGCGUGUUACUGAGAACACUAUCGGGCCUUACUGUUUCUGUAGUACAGUUUCACUACAUUGACUGCUAAAUGUACUGUAACAGUGCACAAUGUUUCUGUUUUCUCAAAUGUGAGAACUCAUAGCAAUUUAAUCAGCUAUAGCUAUGACCAAGUCCAAAAUGUUGUCAAAUACAAACACAGUAUUUCUUUUGUUAGACCUGCCUGUUGCAAUUGAAUCAAAAAUGAAACUCAAAAUGAGUGUUUUUGUACAGUACUUUUAAUCAUUGAUUCACAGACUUGUUAUAAAAAGAGAGUCAGAGAGAGACCUCAUUUGCAUGUGAGGGAACAUGCAAUAUUAUACCCAGCAACCUCAAUGAUUAACUAACAUUCCCAACUCUGACUUUAUGUUGAAGAAACAUUGCUUCUAAUCUAUGAAUGUCUGGUCAGCUUGUAUUAUAUAACACACACACACACUAUUGAUAUCCAUCACAGCUACCAAGCUAGGGCUGAUUUAACAGACCAAACAUUGUAUACUAUACUGUAACUGUAUGCUGUGUGCACACGUUGGCCUGUAUCAAAAACCAAACCCUAUUAUCCUCAAGCCAUGUAUCUUGAGCGUGUAUUUGCUUGUGCCUUGUUUUUUUACAGUACACCUGGCAAUAUUAAUCCAUACCAAUAGCUUCUGAAUACUGCUUUUGAAUUGUUCUUUUUGCCCCCAUUUUGAAAUACUGUAUUAUAUGUCAUGAAUUAUACAGGAAAUGUGUUGCGUUGAAGACCAAGGUUAUGUCCCAAGUGGCACCCUAUUCCCUACCCAGUGCCCUACUUUUGACCAGAGCCUUAUGGGACCCGGUCAAAAGUAGUGCCCUAUAUAGGGCAAUAGGUUCCAUUUGGGAUGCAUCCCAAGGCUGCUGUAAAUAAAGCCAAUAGUUUAAUGGCAGUAUUUUCCACAGAUGUAAUAUUGGCUUGGCUGUUCUAUUCCUUGUGAACCAUUUACAAUGCACGCUUCUUUUGUUUAGCUUCAGUCAUUGUUUUAUCCCUCCCGUACCUAUAUUUAUAUACCGUCUGUUAUAUUUUCUGUGUAUUAUGACUGUACAUAUUUCAUGUUUUGUUCACUUCUUUCACCCUUGAUAGAAUUUGUUGAAAUUGAAACUUGAAAUAAACCAACAUCAGUCCCUGUCCGA